ACAGAAGCGCGCAACGCCGCUCCAAUCCUCCCCCAAAUCGCGUCGGUUCUGUCCGUCUCCGGCUGUCCGCCUCUCCCUUCGGUCUCGCCGCUCCUCUCGUUCUGCGGCUGCGCCAGCCGUCGCCCAUCGGCCGCCCGGCAGCCGGCAGCUCGACGGCGCUCAGGCGCCGGGUCCCUCUCCGUCUCUCCCUCCUGCUGCUGGCUGCUGCCCCUCCGGCUCCGUGACUGACCACCCAACGAUUCGUUCCUGGAUCCGCCACGGCGGCGCUAGGUGUUUGCUCGACGCCCACGAUUCACCUCCUCCUGCACCCGCAUCCCCACCCCACCCCCCGAUGUACCGCCUCUGCUCCGCCUCUCGACUUCUCUCCUCCAUGGCAUCUGCUCCGCCUCGCUGGUGGCCUGCAGGUCUUCCACCACAAGCAGUUUAUCCACUGACGGCAGCAUUGUCCUCUCCCGAUCCCGAUCGAUUUGUCCAUCCUAUCCGCAGAUUUGUUUUUGGACCUCAGAAGAUGGGCAUUAGCAGUCAUCAUGGUCGUUAUGGUGUUGAUCGUCGCACAGAUGGUGAAAAUAAUGAUGGGGCAACUAAAGAUCAUUUUGGUGAUGGUAAAGAAAAUGUAAGGACCACAAAAGAUAGCGAAGAACAUCAAAAGACUAUAGAAUAUACUGAGAUGGCAACCAGCAGCGAUGAAGAUGCAUCAGAUAGUGAAGAAGAGGCAGGGAUGAUGUCAACUGAUAGCGAAGAUGACUCCUGUUGCAAUCCCCCUAAAAUUCAAACUGCGUGUAUAUUGGAAGAUAGCAGUCACCGUGAUGGUUCUAUAUACAAGGGCAACAACUGGUGGAAAAGGACUUAUCGUAUUUCUGAUCUUGACGAGACUCCGUUGGAGGCGAUGAUGUUAUCAAGUCCUAAAUACUGCGUUAUGAAUGGUGAAGAAUGUUUAACGCAUGGACCAUGUCCCAUGCUGCACUUUGUCUCACUAAAACUGGCUGAAAUUGCUGACACCGGUGGCCCAGUAGAGCUGUAUGGAUACUUAGCAGCACGGGACCUUUUGGAUCCAUUGCGUAACUAUAUAUUCCAUACUAGCAGGGAGGAUCCCAUCAUCGUGGAGAAGGGUUCUCUUAUUGAAAUAUCUGGCCCUAAACGAGGGAUUGAAAUAUUAAGUGAUGUCCUAAUCGAGUUUGAUAUGAGGAUAAAGACAGGAGUAGGAGAAGAUGAUCUACAGCUGAUUGAUGGUGUAUUAGUCAUUGGUUGUGAGACACAAACAGAUGUAACAUUAAGAAGACACAUAUAUGGCGAUUGUGGUGCGGUCGAGAUAAAAUUUUCACAUCUACAUCAUGCAGUGGAGGCGACAGUACAGGUUGCCAUAUUGGAAGUGCAGAGUCAUUUCAAUCUGUCUAUCGAUUGUUAUGUGGGUCCGUUAUCUGAUGAAAUGCAGCUAUUUUGUGGCCACAUAGCCAAGCCAUGUGGAUUAAGGAAAUUUGUGCUUGCUGCAAUGAUGCGUAAUUUGUUGCGAUUGAAGUUGAAGGUAAGCCAAGAAGAGGGGGGGUCUUACGUCGAACAUUUUUGCUCGUUCGAACCAAAUGAUCACGGACAUUCAUGUCAACAGCUAAAUACUAAGUUUGCAUCUUUUAUGGUGAAGGUUACUUGGUCGACUUUGGAUUUUAAUAAUCUAGAAAAUUAUAUGUAAUUCACGACCGAUGCUACAAUAAUAAUUUAGUGUAUUUAAUUAUUUUUCUUAUUUACUUAAUUAAUAUAGGCCUAUGUGACUACUGUGAUUAAUAUCAUUA
Oryza brachyantha (malo sina) is the source of this 1784-nucleotide messenger RNA. RefSeq lists its product as uncharacterized. The record is from RefSeq and is a predicted model, not a curated record. Lineage: Eukaryota; Viridiplantae; Streptophyta; Magnoliopsida; Poales; Poaceae. The transcript has 4 exons. Bases 332 to 1684 code for a protein of 450 amino acids.